Anopheles stephensi (Asian malaria mosquito) is the source of this 2597-nucleotide messenger RNA. Its product is annotated as facilitated trehalose transporter Tret1-like. Gene Ontology annotation, molecular function: transmembrane transporter activity. The coding region runs from base 632 to 2362 and encodes 576 amino acids. The record is from RefSeq and is a predicted model, not a curated record. Gene Ontology annotation, cellular component: membrane. Lineage: Eukaryota; Metazoa; Arthropoda; Insecta; Diptera; Culicidae. The transcript has 6 exons. Gene Ontology annotation, biological process: transmembrane transport.
CUGAUGCCGUUGGAGCAUCGGAGUUGCUGUUCAGUUUGAGUUACACCAUCGGACGGGUCACACGGUGGCUCACUGGAUUUGCUGCUGCUGCUACUGCUGCUGCUGACGCUGGACAGACUACAGGCGCAGAUUGAUUUCCGAAUACUAAACCUUCAUCACGCAGAAAUACAAUUGUGCCAAGUGUGAAAGUAAAAGUGUGCGCAGGACGGAAUUCACCGUCUAAAGUGCUACAAAACAACAGAAGGUGUUUUGUUUUUUUGUUUGUUGGGGACACAUGUGCCGGGUGGGACUUGCGAAGGGAACUAAGUACGGUGCAAGUGAUCGUGCGUGUAGAUCGACGAGAAAGUAGCAGUGUGCGCGUGCGUGUGUGUUCAAAAAACGUUCAAGAAGCUUUACGGGUUAGCCGAGACCUGACCACAGAGACUACGGUGGACAAUGUCAAUGGAGUAGCACGGCCCGCAACAUUAUCAAUCCCACUAGACUGCUGCUGCUGCUGCUGCUGCUACUACUAGUACUACGCGAGGAUCGUGCCGAGGAUCGGUGCUCAACAAUUGAAUUGUGAUAUCAUUAUCUGAUCGACGGAAAGCUUCCUCGCUCUCGAUCGGGUUUUCCCUGCGCUGGUGCUCCGAGCAUGGGCAAAACGGCUUACACCAUUAACGGGUCGGCCAGCAACGGGUCGGCACGGGGUGAGCAAAAGGUGCGACAAACCGACGAGAAGAUGGCACCGCAGCACACCGAGGACGGCAAGGAGCGGCAGGAGGUGAGCACGUUUCGUCGCAUCCUACCACAGAUAUUGGCCAGUACGGCCAAAAACUUCCUGCUGCUUGAUCUCGGUAUGGCGGUCGCAUUUCCGACGAUCGUCAUUCCGGCCCUGCGAGGCAUAAAAAAUCGUGCCCCGGACGAGUUCCUGCACUUUACGCCCCAGCAAGCGUCGUGGUUUGGAAGCAUUGCCUACAUCUGUCAACCGGUGGGAAGUGUCCUGUCCGGGAUCAUCCUAGAACCGCUCGGCCGCAAGCGCUCGAUGAUUCUAGUCAACAUUCCGCACAUAAUCGGAUGGUUUAUGCUGCACUUUGCCGUAUCGCUCGAGGAAAUGUACACGGCGGCGAUCCUGCUCGGAUUGGGCGUCGGGUUUAUGGAGGCUCCGAUCGUGACCUACGUUGGAGAGAUCUGUCAACCUUCGAUCCGCGGAAUACUAACAUCCUGUGCCGGAGUCGCUGUGAUGCUGGGAUUCUUCAUGGUGUAUCUUCUAGGCACCGUUACCACGUGGCGCACAACGGCGGCCAUUUGUGCCUCCAUUCCCAUCGCCACCAUGAUUGCGAUCUGCUUCGUGCCGGAAACUCCGAUGUGGCUGCUGUCCAAGAACCGGGCCGACGAUGCACUCAAGUCCCUGCAAUGGCUGCGUGGCUGGGUAUCGCCGAAAGCCGUCGAGCAGGAGUUCCAGGAGAUGAAACGCUACAGCCUGCACUCGGCAAAGUGUGCGAUCUGCGAGAAAAGUGGAGCCACCACCUGCCAACAUCCUCCGCUGACCGAGUGGACCAAGUUGAAGGAACUUACGCGCAAGAGAAACCUGCGCCCAUUCGUGCUUGUGAUGCUGUUUUUCGUGUUCGGUCAGCUGAGCGGAUUGACCGGCAUGCGGCCGUAUCUGGUGCAGAUCUUCCAGGCGUACGGUGUACCGCUGGACGCCAACUGGGCUACCGUUUCGACCGGACUGCUGGGACUGAUCGCCAACAUUGUGUGCAUGGUCAGCAUUAAGUUCGUGGGCAAACGAAGGCUCGCCAUUACGUCGAUGACCGUCACUGCCUUGUCCUGCAUUUCUUUGUCGAUCUAUGCGUUCAACACGUUCCCACCGGGAUGGACCUCGUUCGACAACCACCCGGGCACGAGCCACGUCACAUCGUUGGGUUACAUUCCGAUGGUGCUCUUCUUCAUGCUGGCAUUCUUCACCAGCGUUGGCGUACUGCCCGUGCCCUGGAUUUUACUCAGCGAAGUCUUUCCAUUCAGAAAUCGAAGCCUGGCGUGUGGCAUUACGGCCGCCCUUCACUAUGUCAUGUCGUUUGUGACGACGAAAACGUACUUCAACCUCGAGAGUGCCUUCUCACUGCCCGGGGUGAUCCUGUUCUACGGCGUUAUGGGCCUGAUCGGACUCGGCUUUGUGUAUUUCUUCCUGCCCGAAACGGAAAAACGAACCCUGGAAGACAUCGAGCUGUACUUCUCCGACAACAAGCGCAAACUGACCGACAUCUACAUUCCACGGCGAAACCGCGACGAAGAAAUGGUUGCCGUCGUGUCGAAGCUGGCCGAGAAGCAGGGCAUGGAAAAGCAGGGCAUCGACAACGCCGUCUUUACGGAGGGCGAUAAAUAACCGUAAAGAACCUCCUGAGCCUGAUACUGUGUUAGCUUUAUAAGACUUAAUUUUAUUUCUUAGACAGUCGUUAAGACGCAAACCGAAAAGAAGUCGGAAAUCAGACUGGAAUCGUGUGAGGCCACUUCCGUCGUCGCCGCCGCCGCCACCACUCACUCACUCUUCAAGCCCAUUUAUCUGUGUAUGCGUGUGUGAGUGUAUGCCAUAAAGAACAAAUAAACUGUAGAUUACUCUC